CGCUGACAGCUGCGUGCGUAGCAGGUUUGAGCUUCUUGAGCGCGAGGUGGAUACAGGUUUCCGAAACACAAACAUCUCUUUGGAUAUUCAGGGGAUCGAAAACAAGAUGAAGGCCAUCAGUCCAGUGCGCUCAGUGAGAAGUUGUUACGAGGCGGUGUGCUGCAUUUCGGAGCAGAGUUUGUCCAUCAGCAGGAGCCGGAGUCCGACCGAGGAACCGGUUGGAGCGCUGAACGACAUGAACGACUGCUACUCGCGCCUGAAGGAACUGGUCCCGAGCAUCCCUCAGAACAAAUCCGUCAGCCAGAUUGAGAUCUUACAGCAUGUAAUCGACUAUAUCUUCGAUCUCCAGAUCGCCCUGGAAAGUCCUACAGCCGCUCCAGAGAUGCUGAAGGCACUGAAGAGCUCAGAGAUCAAGCACAGUCUGUCCAAAGAAAGUGAUGGAGCUCUGUGCCAUUAGAGGAGAAAAGAAAGUUCUUCUUCUCCUUUAUCGGUGCAGGACAGAAACUUCUCCACUCAUGGAGAAAAGAGAGAGGGAGUGAAGGGGCUGAACACUCUCACACACUCUUUCACACACACUCACACACACUCACACGACGAGUGUGGCUAUUCAGAGUGUGGGAAAAGAACCUGCACCCCACUCGAACCGUGCAGUCUUUGGUCACUGGACACUUGAACGCACCAAAGCUGAAGAUUUCUGGAGUCCGGAGAUGAAAAGCUCUCGUUUUUUUUUUUUUUUCUUUUUAUUAGUAUUAUAUAUGUACAAUCAUUCCUCUUUGUGUGAUGCUACAAUCAAGCAUUGUGUAUUGCUGACUGGUUGCAUUCCAAGCUAUUAAGACGACACACACUUUACAUUCCCCGAGUUACUCUUGAGUCUUUCUCUUUUUCUUUUCUCUCCCUCUUUUUUUUUUUUUUUAAUUUUUUUUUCUCCAGUAAAUUCCAACCCAUUCAGUUACCACCAUCACAAUGAUCUUUAUCACAUGUACAUUUCUUUUUGUUUGUUUGGUUUUUUUUUUUUAAAGGUUGUAUGGAUUAUAAACAGAUUCUAAUGUCAACUCUAUAAAUAUAGAGUGAAUUGUAAAAGUUUGUGGGGAUUCUACAUUUCUGCAGACUGUAUAUAUAUAUAUAUAUGUACGUGCCGAGUUUUAUAAACUCAUACAUUGUUUUUUUUCUAUACGUUCACCUUUUUUUUGCUAAAGAAAUAAAUCACUUGAAGAGAAA
Molecule: messenger RNA, 1218 nt
Organism: Silurus meridionalis
Lineage: Eukaryota; Metazoa; Chordata; Actinopteri; Siluriformes; Siluridae
Gene: id3
Product: inhibitor of DNA binding 3
Exons: 3
Coding region: 107-457 (116 amino acids)
Biological process (GO): cell differentiation; negative regulation of transcription by RNA polymerase II; circadian regulation of gene expression
Cellular component (GO): cytoplasm; nucleus
Molecular function (GO): protein dimerization activity; transcription regulator activity
Source: RefSeq, a predicted model, not a curated record